AACAUAAGAAGUUAAACGGGAAAACUAAUUUAAAAAUUAUUACAUUAUAGAUUUAGAAAUAUGAGAAGUUUUACCUAAUACAAAUGUUAUAUAGGAAGCUAGAAGGCAAAGUAGCACUCAUCACAGGAGGAGCAAGUGGGAUUGGCAAAGCAACAGCCGGAAAAUUCAUCAGCCAUGGAGCCAAAGUUAUCAUUGCCGAUAUCCAACCACAGAUUGGGCGAGAAACCGCGCAAGAACUCGGUCCCAGUGCUGCUUAUUUCCCAUGCGAUGUGACCAAAGAAUCAGACAUUGCUAACGCAGUUGACUUCGCUAUAUCGCUCCAUACAAAGCUCGACAUUAUGUACAACAAUGCUGGUAUUCCCUGCAAAACGCCUCCUAGUAUCGUGGAUCUUGAUCUCAAUGUUUUUGACAAGGUAAUCAACACAAAUGUCCGUGGAGUCAUCGCGGGAAUCAAACAUGCUGCUCGUGUGAUGAUCCCACGUAAUUCUGGAUCCAUCAUUUGUGCAGGGAGUGUCACGGGGAUGAUGGGCGGUUUAGCACAACAUACUUACAGCGUCUCAAAAUCCGCUGUUAUCGGAAUUGUAAGAUCAACAGCUUCAGAACUAUGCAAGCACAGGAUCCGGGUCAACUGCAUCUCUCCUUUUGCAAUCACAACAUCAUUCGUGAUGGAUGAGAUGCGACAGAUUUACCCCGGUGUUGAUGACUCAAGGCUGAUCCAGAUAGUGCAAAGCACAGGAGUGUUAGACGGAGAGGUUUGUGAACCGAGCGAUGUAGCUAAUGCAGCGGUUUAUCUCGCUUCCGAUGAUUCAAAGUAUGUAAAUGGGCAUAAUCUGGUGGUUGAUGGAGGAUUCACAAGUGUUAAGACGUUAGAUUUCCCUGCACCCGACCAAGUGAAGUAACAAAACUCAGAUUCAUAAUUUACA
Messenger RNA from Arabidopsis arenosa, 923 nucleotides. NCBI's taxonomy places the organism in Eukaryota, Viridiplantae, Streptophyta, Magnoliopsida, Brassicales, Brassicaceae. The record is from the annotation of a GenBank genome assembly.